Punica granatum (pomegranate) is the source of this 790-nucleotide messenger RNA. The record is from RefSeq and is a predicted model, not a curated record. Lineage: Eukaryota; Viridiplantae; Streptophyta; Magnoliopsida; Myrtales; Lythraceae.
AUGACGCAAAUGUUAACAAAUAUAUUGAUAUAUGGUGCAGCUAGACAUGGAAGUCCUCUGAAUUUUGCAGCGAGACUACAUGUUGCAUUGGGGUCGGCGAAAGGAAUCCUCUACCUUCACACGGAGGCCGAUCCGCCUAUCAUACACCGCGAUAUCAAAGCAAGCAACAUAUUGCUGGACAGCAAGUUUAAUGCAAAGGUCUCAGAUUUUGGAAUCUCGAGACUCUUCCCUGAAGCUGAUGCUGAUGCAUCUGUGAGCGCUCAUGUAUUCACAUACGUGAAAGGAACACCUGGUUAUGUCGAUCCCGAAUAUUUUCAGACCCACAAAUUGACGGAGAAGAGUGAUGUUUACAGCCUCGGAGUCGUUUUCCUGGAGCUCUUGACAGGGAUGUACCCCAUUUCUCAUGGCAAGCACAUUGUCCAGGAGGUACUAUAACAAUGUUUGCCCUUGUAUCGUUCUCUGAUUGAAUGUGAAAGCAUUCACAAAUCGGUCUAUUCUCUUUUGCUUGGUGUUUCUCGUGGAAAAGUAGCAGUCCAGUAACUAAAACUUGUUCGAAGGGAGGUAAACUACCUGAAAAAAAUUCUGUACCGCAAACUUGACAUUACAGCUCUGACAAAACACAGCAACUCAUUUCUAUUAAGCGAGUCUUCUUCGGCAAACAUUAAUGAUGCUACCUGAUAUACGAUUCAUUCCAGGUACUGGCAGCUUGUCAGGCAGGUCUGACGUUCUCGAUAAUAGACCAGAGCAUAGGUCCUUACCCUGCCGACUGUGUCAAGAAGUUAUUGGCAUU